This is a messenger RNA of Aspergillus steynii IBT 23096, 1038 nucleotides long. Its product is annotated as zinc-dependent alcohol dehydrogenase family protein. Gene Ontology annotation, molecular function: oxidoreductase activity. Bases 1 to 1038 code for a protein of 345 amino acids. The record is from RefSeq and is a predicted model, not a curated record. The transcript is spliced from 2 exons. Lineage: Eukaryota; Fungi; Ascomycota; Eurotiomycetes; Eurotiales; Aspergillaceae.
AUGUCUCAGUCUGUUAUUCGCGUCAAUGGCCCGCGGAACUCUGUCCGGAACCUGAAGGACUUCAAAGAAGAGAUUCCUGUGCCUAGCAAGCAUGAGGUCUUGGUGAAGGUCCACUCGGUAUCCAUCAACUAUCGCGACAUUGGCGUCGCUAACUCGGCCUACCCAUUCCCUGUCAAAGACAAUGUUAUCCCUUGCUCUGACGCUGCUGGCGUUGUUGUUGCCGUUGGCGAAGGUGUGAAGAGUCACUCCAAGGGCGACCGCGUUAUCAGUACUUUCGACCCAACCAAUCUCUACGGCCAGCAGAUGGAUUGGCUUAAUGGUCACGGUGGCCCUGUGGAUGGAGUUCUGCGUGAAUACUUUACCAUUCCUGCCGCUGCCGCUGUGAAGCUGCCCGAGAACUCUCCCCAGAGCUUUUCCGAAUGGUCUACCUUGGUCUGCACUGGAGUGACCGCAUGGAACGCACUUUAUGCUCUUACUCCCCUGAAGCCGGGCCAGAUCGUCCUCGCCCUCGGAACCGGUGGUGUGUCUAUUACUGGUCUUCUGUUUGCCAAAGCGGCAGGCUGUACCACCAUCAUCACCUCUUCCAGUGAUGAGAAGCUCAACGCUGUGAAGUCCAAGUUUGGCUUCGAUUAUACCGUCAACUACAAGACCAAUCCCGAGUGGUCCAAGGAAGUCCUGCGCCUGACUAACGGCGAGGGUGUUGACUACGUUCUUGAGAACGGUGGAUCCGGCACUAUCGCCGAGAGCAUUAAUUCCGUGAAGAUGGGCGGUAAUGUGUCGGUUAUUGGCUUCCUGUCCCAGGCUAAUGAGAUGCCUGACGUUGCUACCCUUGCUUUGGCUAAGGGUGCCGUCGUCCGUGGUGUUGUUGUUGGCUCUACUCAGCUUUUGCAGGAGGUCGUGAGGUUUGUUGCUCGCAAGGGAAUCCGCCUCCCGGUGGAGAAGGAAUUCGGUUUCUCUGCUGAGGAGACGUCCAAGGCUUAUGAAUAUGUUCUAUCGGGUUCUCAUAUUGGCAAGGUAUGCAUCAAGGUUUCUGAAUGA